CUGGCAAAUCCAAGAUGGCGGCCAGCAUUCGAGCCAGGCAAAUAGGUAAAUUCUCCCUAAAUUUAGAUCUUUAUUUUAUUUGAUUUCAUUUUUAAAUCAAUUAGCAAUCGGAAAAGGUGCUCAGUAUUGAAAGUCUUUAAUCAUGAUUGUGAUCGUCCAAUUCAUUUAAAAGUAAACCAGAUGAUUGUCGUCAUUGAAAGUGAAACAACACGAGUUAAGUUGAGCUCUUUGAUACCUUUUUAAAUUUCGUUUAACGAGAAAGUUUCAUUUUAUGUUUCAGAUUCUUUAAAGCGCAUGCUUAAUCUUAAUCAACCACUCACGAAGUCAACUGCUAUCGAGCCAGUAUGGAAGGUAAGGUUAGGGAAUGAUUCUAGCAGAUAAAAAAUAUUAUACAGUAUUAUACUAUUAGUCAUAACCAUGACAAAAUUCUCAAAUUUGUUAAGAUUAGCUAUCAACUCUCCUGAUUUUAGCACUAAUAGGACACUGCUAGCAAAAAAAGUCUUGGAAUUUCUUUUAUCACAAAUUUUGUCCUGGUUAUGAUUAAUUGAUAACAUAACUUCAUGUCGUCCAGUUUGGUCCGUAAUCAUACUCUUGGGAUUAAACAAAUUGGACUCCCCCGAUUUUGUUUUUAAUUGGUAUGAUUACUGACUGAAUUGGACUCCACUCAGUCCUAUUAGGGACUGUUCAUUAUUUAUGCCUAAGGGAGGGUCGGUGAUUUUCAAGCAAUUCAGGCAUAUGAAAAAUUUACUCCUCCCCGGAAGUGGGUAUUUUAAAAAAUUACCCCCCCCGUUUAUGUGACAGGCCCAAAAUGUAACCCCCCCUACCCCCAACCCCCUCCCCUCAGGACGCGACGUGCCUCCAGUUGCGAAAUUGCGUACAACACGUGUUCUUUUGUAAAGGUGAAGAAUCUCUGAAUGCGCCGUAAAAUUGCGGCUGCAAGUUUGUCGUAGUCUAUCUCCAUUUCCGCAAAAAUGACUCCUAUAUGGCGUUGGCAAGCGGGACCAAUCUCAAGUUUUGCUGUUUGAGGAUUUCUAUAUACGCACUGACAAUACUGUAUUACAACUACAACUGGCCCCGGCAAAUGACAUGUGGGUGGGUUUUGCUAUUAUUAAAUAUCAAAUUGCAUUUAAAGGGAUUUAAUAAGUUAAUAUAUAUUGGAACCUUUAAAUAACGCUACUCCACGUCACGUUUUCUUGGCUUUUCAAACUAUAAAGACCAGGCGCUUUGUAUUAAAAUAGAAUUCUCGAUACAGAGUUCAACUUUUUAAAUAUGUCUGCAAAACGGCUACACAAGUGUUAAAACAACAGUUUCUAAAAGCUUACCCCCCCCCUAUUUGUAUUUUUAAAAAACACCCCCCUUUUUCAUUGAUUUUGAAAAUUUUACUCCCCCACUCUAAACACCGGCCCCCCCCUUAGGCAUAAAUAACGAACAGUCCCUUAGCAUUAUUUGUUAUUUUCACCACUGCGUGUCCUUUGAAAUCAAAACACUUUGAAAUAGACUUUCGUCAAUCAAAAAAUGCAAAUAACUCCAGUACCUCUUUUGGAAACAAGCUGCUAGGCUUUUAGAAAAGAACCUUUUGGAGUUCCCCUUUCCGGGGCCGCCAACCGCCCACAUUCUCAAAUAUUUAGAAUUGAUAGGGAAGGGAUGACAUAUAAAGUCAUAAUGCACGGCAUAUAAUGUCAUUAAUUUAUGCAAAAAAUACUUGUUGACUCCAAUCGUCACAAAUUUACGAUGACACAAACUGUGCAAAACAUAUGUUGUUGGCAUUGUAACAUAUGACCUGAUUGGUGUACUUCCCACAAUGGCAUACCAGAGUUUAUGAUUGAUGGUAACGGUAAAAUAGCUCAAACAACACAAAAUAUUUGAAAUUUUAUGCCGGAAAGUCUGGUCUACAAAAAAUGGCAAACUUUAGCGAUUAUGCGGGAGAUUUCAGACUCUAAUCUGGAGACUGGGAAAUACGGUCCAAAAUCUGGAGUCUCCCGCAUUAUCCAGGAGAGUUGACAGCGCUACCUUUCUGUAGGGGCAGGAAUACAGUUAAUAAAAAUUAAUGAAAAGUACUUACUGAAUAGAUAAAUAAAUAAAAUAUAGAGUGGAACUCUGCCUUACAACCUCCCCAUUUAUAUGAUCACCUCAUUAUUGUCAAAUUUUUCUUUCAACCCAAACCUAAAAAUCACGAAGUCAUUUAUUAUUUUGAAGACCCAGUUAAUGUGACCACCUCGUGAUUAUGACCAGGAUUUAAUGCCCCAGCAAGGCUGCAAAUAACUAACGGGCAGUCGCCGGUCACGUUGUCCGGUCAAACAUGCUUUUGCUCGGACACUACCCGUUUUUGACCGGUCAAAUUUUAACAGUCGGAACUCUUGCGAUAGUGAACCCAGAUUGCACAGUAAUCCUUUUACAACUAAAAAACAACUGAAUCCAAGUCGGUCUGGCAAUAAAAAUUACAAGUUAAUAGUUUUACUACUCUUUACUGCAGAAGCAGCCUCGCAUUGAGUACGUGGAACGGUUACGCAAGAUACAACCGCAAUUGUCUGUUUUACUUUACAUCUGGCAAAAUCACUUAUAAUUAAAUAUUACACUUUGGCAAUCACCACAUCAGUUCUUCAACUGAACUUUAAGUAAAAUAUGCAGAAUGUGUGAAAGCUGAAGGGUUCAAUCGAUCUCUUAAUUAAGCUAACUGAAAUGUAAGCUUAAAAUUUAAUAUAAACAAGAAACACUUAACUUUAACUCGUAUUGUCUUAGGGUUUCGAAAUUCGGCACCACUCUAUGAAAUUGUAUAAAAUGCAUGGCGUCUUAUUCCAAGUGCAAUUGUUGCGCUCGCUGACUUUCUUCCAUUUAGAAUCCCUUAAAGACAACCUUAUUCUUCUACUUUUUGUGUUAUGCGCUCCAUUUUUGAGUUAAUCACCAGAAAGCUUAGUAACCAAACACGUUUUGCUGGGUGUGCCGGACAUUUAAUGCAGUGGGAUCGUGUAUUGCAUCAUCUGAGAUACAAUCACGUACAUUUUCUGGUACAUUCAACGCGUUACAGAUAAGAAUAUUUUGUGUAUAAAUAAACUAACAAAUUGUUGAGUGAACCUUGCAAUUCAGAGGUUAGUAAUAACAGAAAAUAUCUACUUGCAGACAAAUAAAGACAAACUCUCUUUUUAUAUAUCUUGACUUUUUUUGUUUUCAGUACAACUCAGAGCCCUUUUUUUAAAGUUGCAGUUGUGAAUUUUUGUUAGAGUAAAAGAGUGGUUGGAUUCUCCAGGUUUUGGGGCUUUUGCUCGCUUUUUGCUCUUUGCAAGAAAUGCUACUUGGAGUAUUCUCAGUGCAGCAAGAUUAUUCUUCAUGAGGGUGCUUUCCGAUCAUUCGAUCAAUCAAACAAUCAAUCACUUUAUUUAAGAGUAAAUUAUGGUAUCUAGCCAAAGGUAAAACCCUCUACUAACUGGGAACACUUAAAUAAAGUAAAUAAAAUAACGGAAGACACGAUGAUUUGCGGUCGCGACAGGACUUGAUGACCUCGUGGAAAUUUGCGACUGCCGGGAAUUUCUCGACCACUAAUUUGUCUACUUUUAUAUUCGUUUUUUUUUUCUUUCGGAAACAUGACUGUUGUCCCUUGUGAUUAUCAAACAGUUAAAAAUUAAAAUUUCUUUGAACGAGUCGGUAAAGGACCGGACAAGAUGUCGGGUAAUCCAAGGAUUUGUCCGGUCAGUAUCCAAUUUUGACCAGACAUUGUCCGUUGACCGGCCGUUAUUUGCAGCCCUGCCCCAGCAAUGGUCACUUUAACAGGGUUCCACUGUUAAUCCUAAUUUGUUGGCUAUGUUCUUCUAUCAUUGAUUAGGUCCUUGUGUAUGACAGAUAUGGCCAGGAUAUCAUCUCUCCUUUGCUUAAUGUCAAGGAACUUCGAGAAAUGGGAAUUACACUACAUCUGUAUGUUGAUUGUCCGGCAUUUAGCCCCCCUUUUGGUAGAAAUGAAUUGAAUAAUACAUUUGAACCUCUAUUAGGCAGGCAACCUUUUAAGAGGCCACCCUCUAUUAAACGGCCAGUAAUCAAAGUCCCAAAAUAAUAUUAUUGUGGAAAAGAGUGGGAAAUUGUACCUCUAGUAAACGGCUGCUGCCACCCUUUGGCCAUUCCAACAAGAGUUCUAGUAUCAUUGUCUUCUCUUAGUUUGGCUUGAUUUUAAGAAUGUGAUAAAUGGAAAUUCAGUCUGAGAAAGAAGGUGAUGACUGAUUGUGGACAGGUAACGCUGCUCCCAUCGCACAAUUGUUUCAACAUAAUUAUGCUAAUUUAUAACAAACCUCUUGAGUGGCCAACCUGUAUUAAGCAGCCACUUGCCGGUACCUUGAAGGUGGCUGCUUAAUAGAGGUUCAAACUGUAUACCAUUACUACAUCUAAGGUUUUCGUGGCUUUGUGACGAAAAACAAAAUUGUAAUAGUGGCAAUGUCUUCGAUCUUACACUGGACAUUCCAAAACAGGAUGGCAUGCAUGAUGUGACAUCACCAGCUAACACUAUUAUGAGACAGAUCUGCUGAUUACUAGAGCUAUACGCUAAGGGUGUUCUCUAAACAAUCACCCAAAUAAUCUUGUUUGCCUCAAACCCUGAAACCUGCAUGAGCACCAAAUGUUUCUUCCCAUAUUUUCUGUAAACAAACCUUAAGGUGGCCCGAACCUAUUUACAUGCGUGUUGGUUACGUUUUUUAUUUGCGUUUUUCAGAAUGAAAUAUUCAACCGAUUUCUAUGAUUUUUGGCAUCCGUAAUAAACAAUAAUGGAACUCUGAAAAUGCAAAUCAAAAACAUAACCAACAUGCAUAUAAAUGGAUUCGGGCCACCUUAACUAUUUUAGCAGGCAUCCGAUCAUACACAUAAAGCAAAAACUAGCCAUAGUCCUUUGGGUGUCCCUUUAACACAAGGUUAAUUGUAUCUGUACUGCAAUUCUACCUAAGGAUUUGCAAUAUCACCCAGGGGUAAGGAUUAACCUGCAUCCCUUCUGAAGUGUCUACAUAUGAUGGUCUGAAGCCAUUUUUAGAUGGCUGGGUCAAUUGAGAUGAGCUGGAAAUUUACGUGGGAACCAUCCCUCAGAAGAAAGAUAUUCUUUUUUUUUAUUUUACAGACUACUGCAUUCUGAUAGAGAUGCUAUUCCUGAAGUCCCUGCCAUUUAUUUUGUUCUCCCAACUGAAGAAAAUGUCAAACGGAUUUGUCAGGUUGGAUUUUUUUACAUUAAUUUUGGGAUCCAUGCCUGAGAUAAAGACUGUCUUUGACUUUCAAUUCCUUGUCAAAGAUACCCCACCCUCCCCUCCAACAAUGUGAGGUACACACCACUUUAGGCUAGGCUAGACGCCAUUAGUCAAAGUGACGAUCAAAGCAGUGUAUUACUACCUACCAAUACUGUAUUUUAGAUGUCAGAAAUAAUUGUAAUUCACUUAUUGUUAAUUUAUUUUUUAUCUAUAUUUUUAAACAGGAUUGUAAGAACCAACUGUAUGAGUCAUAUUACCUCAAUUUCAUUUCUGCAAUUUCGAGACAUCGAUUGGAAGACCUUGCAACAGCAGCUCUUCAAUCUAACAGUGUCACUCAAAUAACUAAGGUAACACAGUUGAUUUACAAAGCUUUUUGAAGGCUGUUAAGUGAUUUUAUUUUAUGACGACAAUAGUAUGUGCACUCUGAUUGGUUGCUAAGCCAGGAAGAUUUUCUUGUAAUAACCAGGUGUUACUAGCUACAUGUAGUUGCCCAAAGUACGUUCAAUCUGUGUUUAACUUGAUAGUGGACAUCCAUGCUAUGGUCAAUUGACAGCUGUCAAAAAAGGGUCUGCUGACCAGUGUCACAUGACUGUAUCAUGGACUGAAAUGUACAACUCACUGAGGUGAUGUGUUUUUUAAAGUUAUCCACUGACCAAUUUUUGGUUUUAAUUAUUGAUCACAGGCUCAGGUCCAAUAUUUCUCAUUGUCAAAGAAAGUGUCUUGUGGUUUCAAUUGCCAGGUUUCAUUUCAGUUCAAUGAACAUGACCUCAAAUGACCUCUUGCGUGCUGAGGUUGAAAAUUACUUUUGGUGUUUUUUAUUUUAUCCCUUUUAAGAAUAGUGCUAAAAGGCGAUGUAAUAAUAACUUAUUAACCUCAUCUGUUCGGUCAUUACAUGGAAAUCUCAGACCUUGGCCUUGAUGCAUUGACCUCUCUCUUGGUUAAUAAGUUGUAUUUAAUGCUAUAAGUGUUAGAAGUAAUCAUCUUAAAACUAAUAAUAAAUUUAUUAUGUCUUCUGUAGGUAUUUGAUCAAUAUUUAAAUUAUAUUUCUUUGGAAGAUGAAAUGUUUACAGUGAGAAAUCAAGACAGAGACUCAAUAUCCUAUUAUGGUAAGGUUAUUAACUUGAUCCAUCAAUUUCUGUCACUUUCUUCAUUAAGAAGUCACAUGGCUUAUGGAUGAGACUUCCUCUUUAUAUGGUACUGUUUUUUAUUUUUUUUGCUUUUCCUUUAAAUAGUAUUUCUAAUUAAUAGUUAAUAACUCGAACAGUGAACAUUUUUCCUCUUCGAACGCAAUUAAAGAUGUGCGUUUGUUUAUGUUAUUUUUCAGCACUUAAUAGACCUGAUGCAAAGGAUACAGAUAUUGAAAUGCUGCGAGAUGUUAUAGUGGACAGUCUUUUUUGCGUUUUAGUGUCUUUAGGUUUGUCUUUAUCAUUUAAAAAUAAUUUAAAUAAUGUGCUGUGUUUUUAUUGCUUAAUGACGUUGCUGAUAAGGACCAUGUAUAAACAGAGCAAUGCCGAUGUUUUUGCAGGUACAGUGCCAAUUAUAAGAUGCCCUAAAGGCAAUGCUGCAGAAAUGGUAGCUGAGGUAAUAUAUUUUUUCACAUCUUGUAAUUAGCCUGCAUUGCAGCCAGACUUGUCACUUGAGGCCUGAAUAGCUAGAGAACUCGUCGUAGACUGUCCAUAUCAGGGGUUUGGAAUGUCUGCGAUGCAAGCUACUUUUCGCCAGAUAGGUCUGAAUUCUAAUGUUUUUUAGUCUGAUAAACUUUGGAAAAACUAAAAAUCUUUGUUUAGACUUGCAUGUAUCAACCAAACUUUCUACUCAGUUACGGGAGUGAUAAACCCAACUGGAAUGAUGGAUAACAGAGCAAAACAUUUAAAUCUCUUGGCAAAUCAUGUACUUGCACCAUUCUGAGUAGGUUUAUCAUGUUGAUGAGACAAAAGAAAGUUUGGUCUGUUGCUGAGGUAGCUUCAUUAGGGAUCCUGUUAAUGGAAUAUAGUUAUAACAGAAAUUAAGGUGAUAAUAGUGAGAAAAAAGAGGAACAGAGUGGACCUAAAGAGAUGGCACCAGUUAUUCAGUUACAAUUUUACUUUUAACUGAAUCAUUGGUGCUUUCUCGAGGCUUCAAAUUAAACUUACUUCAUCAGUAGGGCCAAUGACAAAUGAUAACCAGCCAGUUAGAGUCGUUAUAUUCGGUUAGUUUUUAUUUCCACCCGCUUUUGUCUACUUCAUCAAAUAAGUGAAUAAAUAAUAAUUUGCAAGGGAAAUUGGGGUAAUCAAAGUGUGGUUCAAUUUAGUCUAUUGUCACAUUUUAUAGGGCUUAAGAACUAGUAUGAUUUAAAGUUACAGGGCAUGUUUGAGUAAUCUUAGUCCCAGGCUGGUUGGUGUUAAUGUCAUUUGCCUACUGCAAAAACUUCAACAAUACCAGAUAAGUAUCCAAAGACUGGUUAAGUCAAUCAACUGAGGAUGGUUAAUUGUCUUUUUAGACAAGUGCAAUUUACAUUGACCAUAAAACUCAGAUGACCAUGCAUGUAACUGAGUUCAGUUUAGAAUUUCUUUAAGGUUUUAAGUAGAUAGUGUUCAAAGUUAAAGAUCCACCCAUCAAGGGGGUCUGGGGGCAUGCUCCAUGGAGAAUUUUUACAAACUGAAUGCCAGCCAGUACAUGUACAUUUUGACGAUGAUGUGAACUGCAGAAAUACAAAUUUCAAAAUGAAGAUAUGAUUGUCGCAGUGGUAAUUGCAAUUUUCUGAACUUUUUUGGGGGGUUUAUUUACAAUUGGUUAAAUUGGAAUUUCCACUGUGACGAUCAUAUGUUCAUUUUUAUGUACAUUGUACAUUUUGUUUAAGCAUCUUAGGCAUGAAGACCUUUUUAUUAGAUGGGUGACAUAAGCCAAAAUUAAACAGUCAGAAUAACGCUGAUGUAAAAUUGAUGCAUGUUUGAAGAGUAAUUGAGGGCCAACAAAGCAUGUAUACCAAACAGUGACCUGUGCUGCUGCUUUUCUAUAGGACACCAGCAAAUGUCAGUAAUUAUUUUUCCAAAAGACCAUGGUAUAGUUUGUCUCAAGAAUGUUAAUUUAGGGUCAUUGUUUUUGCUUCAUUCUACCUCAUAGAUCAGUCAUUUUUAAAUAAAUAUAAUUAUGUACACAUCGUCAGGCAUGACUGAAACUCUUCUUUGCAAGUCUAAUUCUCUUCCUCAUUCAUUCAUAAUUCUAUUCCUCAUUCAUAUUUGGAAAUCCAAAAGGGUGGACAACAAUGCAGCCUCAAUCAUUAUGACUGUUCCUAAAUUUUUCCUGAUUCUUCAUGUUAUAUCAGAGCUGUCAAAAAAUUCUUAUUUUUUUUAAGCUCAGUUUUAUAGUUUAAUAACCAAUCAACAUUGUCUCCACAUUGGAAGAACUAAAUAAAAUUGUAGUCAGAUUUUACGAUCAGGAGAAAGAUGGAUUUUUGGUGUCAUUUUUUGCUUUCAGGCCUUAGAUAAAAAGUUGCGGGAAAAUCUAAGAGAUUCUAGAAACAGUUUAUUCACAACAGAUAUGCCAUCUGGGCAGUUCAGGUUUGUAAAUGUUUGAUAAAACCAUGAAUGUACAGAUACAAUGUACUAUAACUGCUGUUCAGUUACCCCGAUUGGCUAACUGCAGGUUUGGUAGCAGUUGGUCCCCAACCUCAUCUGGACUGUUUUGUUUUCAACAAAACAGCUGCUAGAUCAAUUAAGUAUUGGUAUGGACUGAAUUCUUCAAUUUCAAAAUGGCUGUAAUAAAGUUGUGAUUGAACUUCAUGUCAUGCAAUUUUGGUCUGAAAUCAUACUUGUGGUUUCAAAUUGAACUUGGGCUGCAUGCUUGUCCGAUUUUAAAAUCCCGCUCAUGAUGUCAGACCAAAUUGCGCUCCACUUAGUUCAGUUACCAAUAUAAAUGGACUGAUUAGUUGCUGCCAUUGUUGCCCUUGUAUGCUAACAUCCAAGCUGACUGUCAAUGUAAAAUGGAAGAAGGACAUGUAUGCAUGUCCUCUCAUCUACACCAGCUUUCUUUUCAACCUUGAAACUUUUUUCUAUGCAGAAUACAGGACUCUAGAGCUUCCUGUAAAGGGCAUUGUUGAAUAUUUGAUUGAAAAUCAUUAGCAUAACCUCUCCAAAGCUGUAGCCAGUUAUUUUUUUUAGCAAUUCAAUAUCGAAAAAUGUUUGACAUACAUUUUAUUUUCAAGAGGCACACAUGAGAGAUUCAUAAUGAAACUUUUGCAAAUAACUCUCUUGCUUGCCUUUUAUACUGGCCUUGGGCCUGCUUUUACAGACAAAGUUGUUACCUCUUUACCUAGUUACUUGGUAUUAUUAUACAUUGUUCUUGUUAUUUGUCUUCUCAUUGGCGGAGAGCCUACAGUUAAUUUUGGCAAUCAGUGCAACCUACAGAUUAGUUGCUUAUCUGUUAGCAGAUUAGUGACUAAUCUGUACAUGUACAUGUAGGUUGUGCGAGCAAUGCUCUUUUUACAAGAGCAAUGUCAAACUGCGUUCAAUCAUGCAAUGCUGUGUUUGUCCUUAUUUUCUUAAAAACAAUCUAUUAUAAAACAAUAUUAUUAGAUAAAUUUUUUGUAAUAUCUGGAUUAGUCAAGGUCUCUCAAGGUAAGUGUUAUCAGCCUUGGCCUUUAGUUCAGCUGAUAACACUUACCGGUAUCCCAACUGUAUUUACUCCUGAUAUCACAAAACUGUUUCUUAUUAGUUUUCAGCGACCAGUGUUGGUCAUUUUGGAUCGAAACAUGGACCUGUGUACCCCGCUCCAUCAUACGUGGACUUACCAAGCUCUUGUACAUGAUGUUCUGGUAAGAGAGGGAUUAUUAUUGAUUCUGUCAUGAUUUACAUGUACCCUUACAUGUACAUGUAGCUUGCUCAUUCUCUUUGCAAUAUUUAAAUGUUUUUGGUUGUGUUGAAAACAUGAGAAUCAUUCUUCAUUAUUUGUAGGAUUUACACCUGAACAGAGUUGUUGUAAAAGAAUCAACUCCAAGUAGUGAGGAGCACACAGAUCCACACCACAGGCAUCCCAAGCAGACCAAAGUAAAAACAUAUGAUCUUAGUACUACUGAUAAGUUCUGGGGAUCACAUAAAGGAAGGUAAGCUUACCAUUCCAUAGGUAUGACAAAAAUAUUUCAAUCAUUAUCAAAACCUUUGUAAUUUUACUUUUUGGUCGCACUUGGGAGUUCUUAAAAUCUUGUUUAAAAUAAUUAUUAUUGCAUGUCUGUGCAUUCCACAUCGAACUGGAAUUUGGAAGUGUUUGUUUUUGAGUAAUGAGGAAAACUGGAGUAUCCGAAGAAAAACCUCUUGGAGCAGGAGAGAGAACCAACAACAAACUCAACCCACAUACGUGUAAUAUGGUGGGAGGCGAGUGCUUUCACCAGUGCGCCACUUUUGCUCCCCAAAGCAACCCACUUGAAGCACUAAUGUGCUACCAUCCAUACCAUAUGAUAAGCAUAUGAAUAGCACACCUGGGAUCAGUGUAAGGUUCUUGAAAACUGCUCACUUACCCCUCCCCUUACCUAACAUUUUGCCUGAGGGAAAAAGUUAGUGUUAAUGUUCGAUUAAGGGAGGGGUAGGUGGGAAGUUUCUGAGAAUCUCAUACUUACACCACCUCUAUAUCUCUCCGAAAAGAGUCACUUAUUUAAAGACAAUUUUCUCAGUAUACUUUUUUAAAAGUUAUUCACUGACAAGUUUAUAACAUGCAGAAUUGACCCUAUCUAAUAAAGUACCUGGAACAAUAAGUCAGUUUGGAAAAUUGAUUCAACCAACUAGCACUCUGUGACUGCUAAAAUUCUUCAAUCACAUUCUUAUUCCAGUCUUUCACAAGUUCCUUGUACCUAAAUUUAGUUUUAUAACUUUAGGAUUUAGAGGAGCUAAACAUCUCACGGCAUUCAUUAGUUUGCAGUAUUGUAAAUUAUUAUUUUGCAGUCCUUUUCCAACAGUGGCAGAGUCGAUACAGAAAGAACUUGAUGAAUACAGAGCAUCGGAAGAAGAAGUUAAAAGACUCAAACAUGUUAUGGUAGGGAAUGUAGUAAUGUUUAGUAUUUUUACCAUAAAUGUUUAAGUAAGAACCUGUUUAAGCUAACUUAGGAAAUGCAGGUUUUUACUCGUGGUUUUUGACUGUAUGUCUUGCUUUCAAAGUUCUCUCUUUCUUGAGUAGGAUACUAGUCAGUUGAGGUAGUUUUGAUUUCAUGUAAUAAUUAUUUCUGUCAGCUUUUAUGAGACUUGAAUGAAGGCAACGCAAGCAACAUUGUCGCAGUUAAAGACUUGAAUUUUGCAGGAGCUAAAAGAAACUAGCCUGUAUGGGAUUCAAACCAUUGAAGUUUGCCGUACCAUUGCAGCACGCAACCAAUUGAACUAACAAGCCAACUGGGAGCUGGUCCAGUAGUUGGUUUGAUAGAAACCAAUUGUUUGUUGAAGUAUGAAGAUGAAAAAAAAAACAACAAUGAAAAUGCGAUUAUCAUAUAUCACAAAUGCAAGAUUUCAUUGAUGCAUGCAAGUCAGUUGCAGUAAGCAUAUUGAAAGCAUAUGGUUUCAUUAAUGAAAUGCAUUUCUAUUCAAACACAUUUUAAUAACAACAGAACAUCAUUCUGUUUUUGCUGCAGGGAAUAGAUGAAAGUAAUGAGGAAUCCAUGGGUGAACUUCCCACUGACAGUACAGCUAAAUUAACAUCUGCUGUCAGGUAAACACCAUUGCAAAAGGUGGAUAGCGCUAUCCAGUGGGGGAUCUACGGGUGGGGCCCGGGCCCAGCUCUCCCCUUAUUUUUAGACAGGGGCCUUUUUUUGGGAGACCGCCCUCCUCCCCUUCUCAGGGUCUGGAUGACCGCCACUGCUAUCCAGUGGAUAAAUCUAUAUCCAUUGGUUAGUACGGUACAAUUGGUUUCUCUAAUACUUAUCCACUAGACAGCGAUUUGCCCAGGGCCUGACAUAAACAUUUACCAACUGCCGUCUAAAAGUGUAAAAUGCACUUCUUGGGAUUUUCAAUGGUAGCCUUGGUGCAAGUGGUCGUAGACAAUGCAGAAAAGAACAUGGGAAGGCUUUGAAAAUUAAAUACUCCUUGUGCGGCAGCUUCUAUGGAAAGUCAUCUCGCCCGAAACUAGAGUCAUGUCGCCCGAAAUUUUUAGUCCAGUCGCCCGAAAUUUUAAUGAAGAGUGUAUGUAAUAAAUCGCGUUUUUUAUGCGAUAAUGAGGCAAAACAAGCGGAAUAACAGUGUAAUUACGUCUCUGAUGCAAUAGUGAGACGAAACAAGCGGAUGUGUAUCAUAUCCCGUUCUUCAUGGGAUGAAGAGACCAAACAAGCGAGUUCUUUUAGUCUUGAUAAAACAAAACAAGCACGUCAAAUGGGUAAUAUAUCUUGUUCUUAAAGAUUUGAUUAAACAAAACAAGCGCGAUUAAGAUGUUAGGAUGCUACUGAGCAUGAGAAAAUUUCUGGCGAGAUAACUCUGGUUUCGGGCGAUAUACCUUCAGGCAAGAUGACUUUUGGACGACUUGACAGUAAACCCUUGGCUACAAGGAAGAAUUACAGAAGCGUUUCACCGAGCACUUUUCCCAUCAAGGGUGCUGGUGGUAAUAAAACUGAUUUCCCUGUGUUGCACCUUCUGAAUCAUUGUUUGUUUAUGUUACACAGUUCACUCCCAGAGCUGCUUGAGAAGAAAAGAUUGAUAGAUAUGCACACCACUAUAGCAACAGCACUGCUAGAUCACAUUAAGGUAGGGUAUGAUUGUAUGUGUAAUGCUAGCAUUAGUGCCCAUCAGCUGGCACAGCAUUGGCCGAGUGAUUCGUGCACUAUCAGCACAGUAUUAUUAGCGCAUAUUAUAUAAAAGAUUGUAUAUCCAACGGCAUUUUUCUUCUCUAUUCCCCAAGGCAGGAAAACUUGACGUGUACUUCGAGACAGAAGAGAAAAUUAUGAGCAAAGCAACUCUGGUAAGUUGACAGUAACAGGUUUUUUAGUUGCAAAAUAAGGACAUGAGUGAAGACCCUUUUAGCGUAAUACAUUUAAGAAAUAGUGUACAACAUGAUUGGUGCUCAAACAGAGUAGGUUUUUUUGACGAAUGUGAAUAAUUAUUGCAUAAAUUAUGCAAUAAUUAUGCACACUCGCCUCCAUGGAAUAUUUUUUGGUGAUCUUGAAAUGACAAAGCGAAGACUAUUAUAUAUAUUUUUACUUUUGAAUUAAUAUUUCAGGACAAAUCAAUUUUGGAAAUAAUCCAAGAUCCGGAAGGUUAGUUUGUUGGUCAGAAGAAGGGUCACACAUGCAAAUUAAAAAUGUUGCUGCAAAUUAAAAAUAGUACAUGCAAAUUAAAAAUUGUGCUGCAAAUUGAAAAUAGAAAACAUAUCGAUGCAAAUUGAAAAUAAAAAGUCCUGCGCGUGCAGUAUGAGUGAUGAGGUCCUGGUCCGAGCCGUGCGACCUGGCCUUACAGCUGUCGGCCCAUUCAUGUUUCAUGUUUGUAAUAUUUUUAGUUUGCAUGUACAAUUUUUAAUUUACAUGUCCUAUUUUUAGUUUGCAGCAACAUUUUUAAUUUGCAUCUGUGACCCUUCUGGGCCACCAUAAUUCAGUGUUGUAGAUGUAAAAAUUUCCAGACUCUAAAAUAUUCACAACAGAUAAACGGAAAGUAUUAUUUAUUCAAAAAUAUUUUUCUGUUUCUGAUUAAAUUUAGAUGUGUGCUUCACGCGUGACGUCAAUCGUAAUAUCAUGAAAUGACAAAGGGACGCACAGUCGUCACGCAAAGAAGCGGCGCACUAGGUCAAAUUUAGACGUUGUUUGCUUUUAAUUUACGAUUGACGUCAAUCGUACUGUUAUCGAAGUACAAAGGAGCCGACAGACGUCCCUCAAAUAAGCUGCGCAGUAGCUCAGCUGCUUUGGCAAUGCGGAACUAGAGAAAAUUAAUCAGGCCGGGGAAAACCUCGGUGGAUAACAGUAUCCUCGAUCAGCAUAAUUCUUUAUAUCAUACUUAGCUUUGUUAAAUAAUUAGUAAAAAUAAUUCCCAUUCACUUACUUUGCCUCGCUUCUCAAAAUACUGUCGCUUUAGUAGUCUUGUAGUGUUUUACAAUCGUCGUAUUUCCCUGAAUAUUUCUGAUUAUACCUAUUUGUUUAUCCACAGCUGGUACUCCUCAAGAUAAACUUCGAUUAUUUAUUAUUUACUUUAUUUCUGGACCAAACAUGUCACCGGUAAGUCUGUGCGAUUGGUGACAGUAAGUUUCCUACCUCUGUUUAACCCAUUCGUUCCUGGAAGUUUUUUCAAAACGCGUCUUCAGAAUAUAGCCAAACCGUUAUCUUGUCACUAUCAGGCCAAAACUAACCAAAACGCUGUUUAUAAGUCGAGCACUUCGCAGCUUUCCGUUGUGAUGCUCAAGUUCGUGCAUAACAACAAAAUAGCGUAACAACCCCCAACACUGUUGGACCAACAGUGUUGGGAGUUGUUGCGUCCGUGUUGGCAGUGGUGUCUAAAGGGAUGCAACAACUCCCAACAAUGUUGGGACCUGUAGUGCAUCGUGGGAAGGAUAUAACCCGUAAGACUAUGGAGACCAUGUAUAAUACACGUGCCGGGCCCUAGCAAUGUCGAAAGAGCUGUUCAAGCGGAUCCAACAUUGUUGCGCCACGUUUCGGCGAUGCAGUUGUCCCUUUCCUAAACGGUCGCUGCCAUGGUUAAGACACUAAAGCCCCAUUUACACGGCCGAAAAUUUUUGGCACGGCUCGGAUGAAAAAAGUACGCGUACCAAAAACAUUGGUUCGGCACGGAUAGAUUUAAUCGUGUAAACGACUUUGGCCCAUCCGUGCCGGACCAAAAUUUCACCCGUGCUCGGACCAUGUCGAGAGGUAGUCCGAGCACGGAUAAAACUGGUACGCGAUCCUGAAAAUCUAGCCCAGCUCGGAUAAAGUGUGCAGUGUAAACGAUUAGCCGUGCCGAGCUAACUUUUCUCUGAUGAGCCUUCGUGCCUUUGGUCAGCACCAAUGUGGGAGAGCAUGUACAGAUGAGCUUUAUCGUUACUUCAAUAUAAACCAAAAGUUCAAUAAACACGACAGUAGUUCAAUGAUCACACGUUAGUUCAUUGAUGAGCGUGGACAACGUGCAGCUGCGGGGGAAAUAGCCACAAAUACGUUAGAAUUUUUUAAUAUAAAUGUGUAGCAUUAACUAAGUGGUAAAUACUUUUUCGGUAGUUCAGUGUGUUCAAUAACCACACAAUAAUUCAAUAACCGCACCAGUAUUCAAUGACCACCCAUUUGUUCCUUGUGCGUAGACUACAUGCGGCUGUGGGAAUUCUAAUGAACUUUUCGUCCGCCAUGUUUUUACAGAGGAAGCAGCAUGCGCACUAGGCAAGAAUCGAGUACGCUGGCCGAGAUGUUGAGCCUUUUACCCGUGCCAAAUCAUAAUUUCACAUCGUUUAGCACGGUAGAAAAAAGAACGUGUAAAUGAGUAAUUAGUACUAUUUUUUUGGUACGCGUACCACUUUCAUCCAAGCCGCGCCAAAAAUUUUCUGCCGUGUAAAUGGGGCUUUAGGGUGCGUUCGAUUGGGAAAUCCGGAUUUAGAUGUUCAAAAUCUAAAUCCGGGUUUCCCAAUCGAACGCGAAAUCUGAAAACGGAUUUCACCUCCGGGAAAUCCGUCCUCAGGAUGGAUUUCAAUUAAGAAAUCCAAAUCCGGAUUUUUUCCAUUUCCCUUUUUGUCGUUCGAUUGGGAAAUCCGAAAAAGGAUUUGCUAAACUGUUCUCGUGAACAGUGGACUAUCUUGUGCUAAUUAGGCGUACGCAUAAUUAGCGCAAGAUAGUCGACCGUUGAAAAUAGCAACGACCGUUUAUGAAAGGAAAAUAGGCUUCGACGAUCCCGGAACAAAGGAAAUGUUGGGAGUAUUUGACCGAUUUCAAACUUUGCACAACAACUCCCAACAAAAUGCAACAACAUGCAACAGGCUGUGCAAACGGACGCAACAUGCAAAAUCCAACAAUGUUGGGAGUCUUUAGCCAGCAAUGUUGUGUCCAUUUGCACGGGGCUUAAGAUGUCGAAGUUGUCUGUUAGCGUUAAAACGGAUGACGUUACAAGCGUUACAAAAGGUUUCUAGGCAAACUCACCCUGAGUCUCUCACCCGUCUUUGUUUAUUUGUUUGUUUGUAUACAGGCUGAGCUGGAUCAGUACUGUUCAGCCUUGUUAGAAGCCGGAGCUGACCUCACACCGUUAGACUUCAUCAAGAAAUGGAAGUAAGCGAAAAAAAAAAAUCUUAAAUGAAAGCAGGUAGCCAACCUUAUAGCAUUAAUGAUGUGAAUAUAUCGUGUUUUCUAGAGCGUUUACCAAAAUUGCCGUUGGUCCUCUUCAGUCGGGAGGCGGGGGUCAAAAUACAUACAGGUGAGUCUAUCUUUUUCAUGUACCGAUAAAACAUCUUACUUACCCCUGGCCAUUUUUUAGCCAAGUGCGAGGCAAUGGUAGGAGAUUCCGAAAACGUGGCAUCCAGCGUUCCUGUGUUGUUUUCAUUUGUUUGUGUAGGUGGGCUAUUGUUUAGAAAACUCUUAUACCCGUUCCUUCGUUUUUAUGUUUUCUGACUGUAAUGGUCAUCUCGUGAUAAAAUGGACCUUCAGCGACGGCAAUGAAAACAUCAUCAUUAAAAGGAGGCGUGAUGUACGUGCGAAGUUGUUGUUUUUGUCAUCAAACCUAUUGCUUUUUUGACGUUUUGGUUGCCAUCGACGUCGUGGUCCCUAAGAAGAAUCAAAUGAAUGACAGGACGACCCCUGGAUCGAAGUUACAGAACUUAGUGGUUUUAGGCUAGCUCACAUUGUACGGGAUGGUUCCUCUUUGCCCAUGAAAAGCUGUCCCGUAUAGUAUUUGAACACUGUUCACACUGCGCCAAUCUGAAGAGUAGCAUAGAAUCCUAACCAAUAUGUGACGAUCCACUUUCAAGGUCGGCGCAGUGUUGCUUAGUCCCUUGGCCUCAAUUUUUCGCGCGGCCAAAGCGUUUCGGAUCACGUGGUCCAAGCGAAAAUGUGCCUCGAAUACGUCACCGAAGUGAAUUGACCGAGAGGGACUGGGAAAACGCCAUACAGGUUUCGUACAGGGACUUGGUAAGGCGCGGUGCAGCAUCGCUCCUUUACAGAAACUAUGCCAAAAUCACGCAAAAACGCCAAAACCACGCCAAAACCUCGCCAAUCAAAUUGUGAACAGCAAACCUAUCCGUUACGAUACUUUUUCGUGCAACCCAAGAAUUAUCUGGAAUAAAGUAUACGUGGACCGGGUAUUACCGUUUACCUCCGUCUUGAAAAUUCGGGUAUUUUACUUUUUUUCAGCGCUAUGUUUUCACGGUUCAUGAAUACAGGAUCACAGUUUGUUAUGGAAGGAGUCAAGAAUCUAGUUGUUGGAAACAAGGUACACGGUUUGUACGGGUCAUGGAAAACCUGGAAAGUCAUGAAAUUUCUGGAAUUUUAUUACCAGUGACGGAAACUCGUGGAAAGUUAAAGUCAUUAGUUACUGCAGAUGUCAAAGCAAGGACAGAGAAGUAUAGAGACAAGUAAUUAACCAGCAUGAUCGGCAUUUUGGUGAACACCAGAGUUUGUGUCAGUUGAACUGAGUUAGGUAAAAAAAAUACCUCAAAACAAGAAUAGUUUUGAAACUUAUUGUAACGUAAGGCCAUGGAAAACUGGAAAAUGUGAUGAAAAAAAGUUAUGGAAAGUUAUGCGAUUUGAAACGCUAAAAAAAAAAGAACCCUGAACGACUAAAGGUUGUUAAUGCGAGUAGUGAAAACGCUGCGUGGAAGAUGUUCAGAUUUUUAUUUCUCGCUGAAUCUUUUUUCGUAGAAUUUACCUGUGACUCGCAUCGUAGACGCGCUGAUGGACAAUAAGUCAAAUCCGGUAGGCAAGAAUUCAUUUGUUUUAGUAUCCUAAUUGAAAUUCUUGGCGAUUUUAACUGUAAAGUCAGGUCAUUUCGAUGACUAUCUUUAAAUCUGUGAAAGAAAUCUCAUCUUGUGACCAUUAAGAUGAAAGCUAUCAGAGAGGAUAAGCAUCACGUUAACUUCAAACGGCAAACGCAAAUUUGUACCACGUGACCAAGUUUCAUCUUUACUUGUCGUUUACUGUUCAUUAUUUCUACACAUAAAUUAGAAGUUUCAUGCAAUUUUUUAUCCAUAAGAAUUGUUUUGAGCUUUUUUUUUCUGCUCAUUUUCUAUUUUGACAAAUUCUCACUUGAAUCUGACGUUUGCCAUUUGCCGUAUAUGUGAAGCUGAAACUCUUAUUUAAACAGUAGUUUCCAGUGGUGCUUUUAAUUAUGCUGUACCAGGUGGUUCUAACUUCAGAAUCAGGAUGAAAUCUUGAAGUGUAACCAUUCAAAUGAAAGCUACUGAGCAGUUCUUUUCCGUGGUACUGUUUAUUAUGCUGUACUAGGUGGUUCUAACGUUUGAGUGUGUGGAUGAAAUCAUGAAGCGUGACCAUUUAAAUGAAAGCUUCUAAGCAGUACUUUUCCAUGAUGGUGUGACUAUUCAAAUGAAAACUUCUAAGCAGUCCUUUUUUAUGGUGCUGUUCAUUAUGCUGUACAAGGUGGUUUCAACUUCAGAGUCUGGAGGAGAUCUUGAAGUGUAACCAUUCAAGUAAAACCUACAUGUACUGAGUAGUCUGUGGAUGGAACCCAAGUUUGAUGAUUCAGUUUAAGCUAUUCAGCAGAUUUAUUCCAUGAUUCCUUUUUUUGUUCGAAUGUAAUCUAUUAAAGCGGUGCGAUACUACUUUUUCAGGAAGUUGAAGAUUACAGAUAUUUUGAUCCAAAGAUGCUACGGGUAACAGAUAGGUGUGGAUUUUUCUUAUAUUACAUGUUUUGCUUUUCAUACCAUUAAAUUACAAUAGAAUUAUUCAGAUUACCAAUGAUGGUAGGAUAAAACAUUGUGCUAAAUCUUGUGGUGAGUAAACGAGAAAGAUAAAAAGAGUCAUUGAAUCCUGAGGAGUACUCAACAAAGUUUUAUACGGGGAGGCUCCACCCCAAGGUCCGAGCCCCUGCCCUUUGACUGGAAAGGGACCCCUUUUGUUGACUCUCUCCUUCCUCUCAUUUUUGCCUCGUCGUGAGACACCUCUGCUAGCAGGGAACCCUUUCGUAUCCCUGUCAUUGAAAAAUGAAAAUUAGAACGUUGUCUCGACUUUUUCACAACCAUAAAACGCAUCUGUAAGCGCUUUUAGGCAUUUUACAGACUGAAAUGAAAAAUUUCCCUACACUUUCAAAUACAUCAACUGUUUAAAUCCCUGCCCUUUCAUAUACCGUAAAAUUACGAAAAUAAGCCCCUCCAUGUAUAAGUCCCUCCGAUUAUAAGCCCCUCAAACUCGUAACGCAAAAAACCCUCUGUUAAAUCGCCCCUCCAAAUAUAAGCACCCCCGAGGGGGGGGGGGGGGGGCUUGUUCUUGGGAAUUGCCCUCAAAUACAAAGUAAAAGAAAGCAAAAACGGUAAAUUUCCUCCCAACUAUACGGCUGGCCCAAUCGAUUUUGAAAUGCAAAUUUGACGUGCUUACACACGUUUUCCCGCCUAUAAUGCAGAAAGCACAUAUUUGCUUUAGCCUCUGAUUGGUUCGUUAGAUUAUUGUCCUGUGUUGUGAUUGGUCAUUCUUCAAAAGCCCUAAAGUCAAGUGACACUGAAAAUCACGGUCACCGUAUUUCAACUGGUGUAUUUCUAUGUGUUUUACAGUAUGUCUAUACCACGAAACAAGACGCCUUUUAGCGAGGUAAGAUAAUUUGAUACUCAAAGGUGUUGACCCCUGUUGUUUUAAUCGAGUCUAUUAGAAUGAUCGUGUCUAGCUGUAGGCUCUCUCAGCACUUUUCAAAUUAGGAGCGGGGUUUCAUUUCCCGAACAUCGGUUGGUAAUAUCGUUACUUUACAGAAGUUGAAUUGUCCAUCUUCAUAAUUGUAAAAAAAGAGAAAAAAACACCGGGGCAAAAAUCUUCAGAGUUGUUCAAAAAGGAAAUACGUCUAACUGUUGCGUCUUCUGCCAGAGAACGUGUCGCUAGCGCUAGAACGGCGAACGCCCCACUGACUUUUCCUAAGAACAGUGAAAUUUUAUAGUUCUGUGGUUUUUAUUAUUUAUUCAAAAUAUUCCUCGGCCAAUCCUUCAUAACCAGCUAGCGUUGACCAAAUUUGGAAGAUGUUUGAGGAUUGAGGUCAGCCAUGUUGAUAUCGGCUGUAAAAGGGACGCACAAGCAAAUGGUUCGGUGGCCAAGCUGCUUUGGAGGUACAGAGCUGAAGAACAUGGCGGAAAUUUUCACUCUUUGUGUGAAGCCGAACUUCGCCUCAAGAACGUAGCGAGAAUAGACAAAAAAUACCACGCGACCGAUGGCAACUGCUAUAUGAAAAUUAUCUGCCAAAAAUAAAGUACCCUUCAUAUCCUGAAUCUGCCGAACUUUGGAACUUAAUAAAGAGGCAAGCAAUUUAGCUUGUUCUGGGCUUGGAAAUAUUUGAAUGAAUAAUGACACCCCUCUCGAUCUGCAUAAUUCUCCAUAUCAUACUCAACUUCAUCCAAUAAUUGCUAACAAAAUAUUUUGCCAUAUUCUUGGUAGGCGAUUGUGUUUAUAGUUGGAGGUGGAAAUUACAUCGAAUACCAGAAUCUGAUGGACUACAGUAAGGUGUGUUACGUUCAAAUGCUAGUCGGACAGUAAAUAAUAAAUAGUAGAUGAUGCCCGAGGAGCUAAAAGAACGCCCAGGUACUCAAUACGCAUUUCAGCUCUUAUUGGUCAACAUUUUGGAAAAAAAAAACUAUAAAUUAUGUAAUUUACCAAAUCACAACAUAGUUCGGGGUAUCUUAAAUCACAAGUAGCCUUGCUGUAUUAAAGUUUAAAAGUUGAAAAACCCUUGAAAAUUCUUGUUCUAAAAAAAGAUCUCCAAAAUUUCACCAUUUCUUGGAAGUUACGUCUCUUCUUUAUCAUUUCUUCAUAUUUUCAUUUCAGAGACACUCCGGUGGAAAGAAACUUCUUUAUGGUGCAAGUGAGGUCAUGAAUGCAUCCCAGUUCCUUAAACAGGUUAGUUUAUCAGUAGAUUAUAUAAGAGACAACUUCCGAAAAUUGUUGAGAAACGUUCCACAAUAAAUCUUCUUCACUAGUCAGCGUGCUGUAUCAGAAAUAAGGUACCGUGUCUGUUAAGAAGUUUUCAAGUGCCCUUUAAGGCUACAGUUAUAUGCGGGUCUUGAAUGUUGCAAUUUCGGAAACUGCGUACUUUGAGAUUUUGCAAAGAUCUGGUUGCAAAUAGAAUAAAUUUCGCAAAUGCAAAUUACUGCGAGAACUAAAUUUUCAGGGUUGGCUGAUCAAUGGGAAAAAUCCGCAAGGAUACGUUAAUCCUUUGAACGCUGGGCGAAUUUAUUUCUAUUUUUUAUCAACAACGUAGAUGCAAUUUAACAACAAUACGAUAAAAGUCUUUUCACGAUUUGAGCAACUUCAAGUUGCAUGUUUAGCUAAAAUUUCGGGGAUCUUAUACACUUGUUAACUUUGAACAUUGUUUAGUUUACUCUCAACUAUUUUUACAAAUGGAUUAAGAUUAAAAUCGAAAGCUGUAAGUUCAUAUAUCAUGCCUAGAAUUGCACUGGGGCCCUGUUUAACGGUCUCUCCUCUUUCAGUCAGUAGGGAGCUUAACGAACAACGACGGCUACGAAAACGUCACUUAAAAAGUGCAUUCGCAAACUUUAUCGCGCUUAUUCCAUCUCGUUUAAUUCGUCAAAUGUUGGCAAAUUUUGGGGGAGUUGAAUUCUAAAGGACUGUAUCAAAGUUUAGGAAAAGAAAAAGAAAGUUGUUGUCUUCUGUUCCGUCCUUGACAAAACGUGAAAUUAGGCACUUUCACGUUGUAGUCGUGCAAUGACGGCAAAGAAAUGUACAAAAAAGCGUGAUGCACGUGCAAAGUUGUUGUUUUGCUACUAUAAACCUAUUGCUUAUUUGCUGUUCCUGUUGCCGUCGCCGUCGUCGUUGCUUAAGCUCCCUACUAGUAAAAGAAUGGGAAACUUUUCUUCCCGGAUUUUCUUAAAAGAGAAGAAGGAUGGAAAGAUGGGAAGUGUGGCUGUCCGCAGCCUUUUAUUGGCUAAAUAGAGAGAGAACUUUCACUUUAAGCCCCCAAUAUCCAGGCACAAAUUCUCCUUACUCAUCUCGCCACAUUUUCUUGAUAAAUAAGUUGAGAGAAUAGACCUUAUAACGGGUUUAGAAGCCAUCUUGACGAGUAGGCAACCGCGUCAGAAAUUAUAGUGUUUGUACGAGAAUCUAAUGUCGAAUAAUUUCCGUAAAAGAACUGUCCUGAAAAAAAUCAUGAAUUGUAAACUAAAGCCUCACUCUUAACGUUUCUACUAAAAAAUUGGAGGGCGUUACGUGUAGCUACAUACGCUAGUACCACUUUUUAAAAUUUUCUAUACAUUUGUCUGUGAAAAAUAUCUCUUCCUGCCGACUAAAAUUUCCCGGGAAAAAUUGCAGACAAAUAUAUGGAAAUCUAAAGCAAGCGUCUGGAGGAAUUUAAGCACAGUUACCGCUCCCAAAAUUUGUUAGUAAAAUCCUCUGCUGUGUAGCUUUAGUUUACAUUUCACAUUUUUCUCAGAACAGCCGUUUUACGGAAAUUAUUCGACAUUAGAUUCUUAUACAAACACUGUAAUUUCUCACGCGGUUGCCUUCUCGUCAAGAUGGCUUCCAGAACCGUGACAAGGUCUAUUAUAAAAGGUCCUGUUGGUGAUCAUUUUAUUGAUUCUCAGAACAUUUUUUGACGUGAGGAGAAAGUUGAUGUUGGUCGCUCUUGGGACCUCCAAGUGUUAAGGGCUGAUGGUAAAAAUCAGAAUUAUUAACGGCGCUAUCCUUUCUGUUUACAGUUGGCACAUAUUGCUCAAGAUUCGUCUUAACACGUGAGCGACCAACGGAAUUCAACGCCGAGCAAACCUCAGGGUUCGAUGUUCCGUUCAGAGCUAAAAUGUUCAUCACCAGAAAUGAAGAGGAUAGAAUUUAUUUAUGAAAUGCCGACGAUAAGGGAUCUCUGUAGUGAGGUUCUCUUAGCUAAGUCUCCCUUCAGGAGAUUGAAGACUUCAUUGAAUAAGCAACAAGAAUAAAAGAUAAAUUUGUAGAUAGUGAAGGUCUGACACGUUCUGUGGGCUAGUUUCUAGUGCAGUUACCUGCAGUACAAACCACGUUAAACGUGAGGUUCAAAGAUUGCACUUGUGUUCCUUCAAAGAAGUGAUUUUUAAUUUGAACUCUUUGUACUCAUACCAAUGAUCUUUUCCAAUAACAUAUUUCUCUCCACUCCACUGUAAGAUCCGAAUAUCUUGAUCAUUGUAUAGAAGGUCUCAAAAUAAAAGAAUAUAUCAAAACGAAUGUAAGAAAAUACUUGUUUAGAUCGUGUGGCAGAUGCUAGAGGGGAAAGGAGAAAUUCGCGUACACGCGAUUAAUUUUGUCUCCCUCUUUACUCUAUGACGCCUGCAAUGCGGAGUAAUGCUCAUCUGUUAUGAACUGAAUUAGAAAAAAAGUGAAAAUUGUUUCCCAAGA
Messenger RNA from Porites lobata, 23631 nucleotides. Lineage: Eukaryota; Metazoa; Cnidaria; Anthozoa; Scleractinia; Poritidae. The record is from the annotation of a GenBank genome assembly.